This is a messenger RNA of Lepisosteus oculatus (spotted gar), 3360 nucleotides long. NCBI's taxonomy places the organism in Eukaryota, Metazoa, Chordata, Actinopteri, Semionotiformes, Lepisosteidae. The record is from RefSeq and is a predicted model, not a curated record.
AUGAAGUUCAUUCCAUGUGUGGGGCUGGUCAGUGGCAUCUGCCUGAUUGUGGGGACCAUGAUUGGCUCUGGCAUCUUCAUCUCUCCCAAAGCAGUGCUGGAGAGCACUGGCGCUGUGGGCCCCUGUCUGUGUGUGUGGGCAGCCUGCGGCGUUCUGUCCACUCUCGGAGCGCUGUGCUACGCCGAGCUCGGCACCAUGAUUACCAAGUCAGGAGGGGAGUACCCUUACCUGAUGGAGGCCUUCGGCCCAAUCCCAGCCUACCUGUACUCCUGGACCUGCAUCAUUGUGCUUAAGCCAUCUUCCUUCGCCAUCAUCUCGCUCAGCUUUGCAAAGUACGCGGCCACUCCGUUCUACCCAGGAUGCUCACCUCCUGAUGUUGUCACCAAGAGUCUGGCUGCUGUUGCCAUCAUUCUGAUCGUGCUGGUGAACUGCCUCAGUGUCAAGGUGGCCAGCUACGUACAGAAUGUCUUCACGGCAGCCAAGCUCAUCAUCAUCUUCAUCAUUGUGGUGGCUGGGAUUGUCCUUCUAGCCCAAGGAAACACACAGAAUAUCUCAAACUCAUUCGACGGGGCGCAAACAUCCUUCGGCACCAUAGGCUUGGCAUUUUACAACGGCCUCUGGGCAUAUGAUGGAUGGAAUCAAUUGAACUUCAUCACAGAGGAGCUGAAGGACCCAUACAGAAACCUGCCCCUGGCCAUUAUCAUUGGAAUUCCCCUGGUGACGGUCUGCUACGUCCUGGUCAAUAUUGCCUACUUCACCGCCAUGUCUCCCACUGAGCUGCUGCAGUCAGAGGCCGUGGCUGUGACCUUUGGGGACAGAGUCCUCUACCCUGUGUCUUGGAUAGUUCCCCUGUUUGUGGUGUUUUCAACCUUCGGAGCUGCCAAUGGGAGCUGCUUCACUGCUGGAAGAUUGACGUAUGUGGCAGGGCGAGAAGGUCACAUGGUGAAGAUCUUGUCCUACAUCAGCCUGAAGUACUACUCUCCCUCACCGGCACUUAUGUUUAAUGGGUUUCUGAGUAUCAUUUACAUAAUCCCCGCAGACAUCGAGACCCUCAUUAACUACUUCAGCUUUGCUCAGUGGGCUUUCUAUGGCUUGACGGCCUCGGCUCUGAUCGUCAUGAGGUUCACGAGGAAGGAGCUGGACCGGCCGGUGAAGGUGCCAGUCUUCAUCGCCGCCAUCGUGGUCAUAGUGUCCGCCUACCUGGUGUUGGCGCCCAUCAUUGACAAACCCGCGUGGGAGUAUCUGUACUGCACCCUCUUCAUUCUGGGCGGCCUGCUGCUGUACUUCCCCUUCGUUCACCACAAGUUCAGCUGGUCUCGGAAGAUCAUGAGACCACUCACUAUGCACCUCCAGCUGUUGAUGGAGGUGGUUCCACCAGAAAAAGUGGAUUAAGAAGAACGCUGCGGGACUUGCUGUCUGCGUGGUGUCAUGUUACAGUAACUACAGAAAUGCUGUUGGGGCUGCUGAUUGUUGAAAGAACGCACCUGCUGGGGAAAAUCCAUCCUCCUGGACUUGCUUGGCUCGAUCGCCUUCCUUUGCUGCACCUCCAGCAACUUUGAUUCUGUGUGAGACGACGUCUCUCUAUUUUCCUCUGACCAGACAUCGAUGUCCUUCCUCUUUGCCUGGGAAAGGCUUCUCGACUGGUGUUCUGUUCAGUCAGCUCUAAGGCACUGGACAGUUUCGUAUCGACAAGGGAUUCUCUGCCUAGUCUCAGUAGGAACUGGAAACAACUCACAAGGGAUUUUAAACAUCCAUCCAUUUUCAAUAAAUGUUUAGUCGCCUAUGGGUUCAUGGUAAGAUGGAGUUUAACUUAACAGCCAGUGGGUACAAGGCAGGUUACAUUCUGGAUGGAGCAGCAGUCUGCUAAAGGGCACACACACAACAGUUUAGAAAGUACUGCUAAUCUAGACAGCACUGAGCACCUGGAGAAGACCCACAUGGCCGGAGGGGACAUGCAAGUUGCAUGAAGGCACCUCAGGCCAGACUCGAACCCAGACAGCAGUACUUGCUGUCAUGCCCCCAUGCUGCCUCCCUAUCGAAGGCAUUAUUGUUUUUAUAUGUAAUAUAAGGGAUAAAGACAGUCAAUAGCUAAAAAACCUAUAGGUUACAGGUGGGAGUCUACAGCCCCAUUUGACUGAUUUUGAUUUUACUGGCAAAAAAUAAAAUGAGUGUUAAAAGGAAUGCGAUUGUGUGUAUGUUUUUAUAACAAAGUCAAUCCUGGUUGGUGUAUGAGAUUGUGAGCUAGGCUCUGCUGAGCUGAUUAAUUUCUUGCACAGUGUAAGAAGGCAUUAUCUAGAGCACAGCUGAGUCUUAGAAAUGUGACUGUUUACGCUUUCGAAUUCAUUAACAUGAAGUUAUUUCUGUAUUCCAUAUGGAAAAUCCCUGCUUUAGGAAAACUGUUUGGGACACACCACACUGACACAGUUGUAAACGAGGAACAGAUCAGAUCAGAUUACUGGGAUUGUUACUGGGGGGCUCCUCACAAUCAAACAAGACUUAUCGGGGUCACCAGCCUUGCCUCUUCCAUUCCACUGCCAGUCUUCAGCACCAGGUUCUCCAGCUUUCUCCUGCAAUAUGCAUGCUAUCUUGGCUAACUGGGCCCUGAACACGUGUGUGUGAUGGGGAGUGUGUGUGUGUGAGGGAGGGUGUGUGUAAGUGUGUGAGUGCUUGUGAUCCAUGCUAUCUUGGCUAACUGGGCCCUGAACACGUGUGUGUGAUGGGGAGUGUGUGUGUGUGAGGAGGAGUGUGUGUGAGGGAGUGUGUGUGCAUGCCCUGUGAUGGACUGGUGUUCUGUCCUGGCUGCAAGCUCAUGCUGUUCCCUGUGCCUGCUGGCUGUGGUUCCAGCUGACCGCUCUAAGGAUGAAGUGGUAACUGAAAUUUGAUGGAUGUUUACAAGCGGGCUGACCAUUUUGUUUUUAUUACGAUUUCACAAUUUCACCUGCUUUGUUUUACUGUGUAAAAAUAUCCACACAUUAGGACAUUAUUUAUUUUGAUGUGAUGUUGCAAUAUUACAACAUGAAUAAUGCAGCAGUGACAUAUUUAAUCAAUCGCAAUUAAUGAUGUACAGAAGCAGGUGGGAAUGAAACUGACAUAAUGAGCAUUUCUGAUGACAUAAUGAGUCAUUUGUUAAAAUCUGCCUGGCUGUUUAAACAGUAAGCUUAAUGAGAGCAUCUGACUCAGGGUUCAUGUUAAUUUCUAACCCUUUCAUGCAAAAUAAAUGAUUUAAUGUUUUUUUAAUGAUUUAAUUAAAAAUUUGAUCAGCAAAACGCAGGAGCAUUCAAGGAUCGGGAUAGGGAAACACUGUUUUAGAUUACUGACCAUAUGUAAUAACUAUGUGAAUAGUUUGCCAUGAUUAAAUGA